Messenger RNA from Arabidopsis arenosa, 1524 nucleotides. Lineage: Eukaryota; Viridiplantae; Streptophyta; Magnoliopsida; Brassicales; Brassicaceae. The record is from the annotation of a GenBank genome assembly.
CCCAAGGCAAGGUUUUCGUGUUUGUUUCAUGUCAUAUUCAGCUGAUUUUGGGGUUUAUGUAGCUCUAGGGUGUUGAUGGUGUAGAGCAGCAUCACGAAACAUAAACUUUCAUUUCUUCUACCUUCUUGAAUUUCUCUUAAAGGUGCAUGUUGAAGUGAUUCAAAGCGAUCUACAUGUGACUUGCAGCUUGGUCAGACAUCAGACAUUACACUUAAUACGAUAUUGGAAAGGAUGCUCGAGAAUCCAAAGUUCAAUCUGCACGCUGUUGGCAAUCACAACAACGACAACAAUUACUAUGCCUUCACCCAAGACUUUUAUCAAAAGCUCGGGGAGGAAGGUACAAACAUGUCCGUUGACAGUAUGCAGACAAGUAAUGCUGGAGGGUCUGUGUCAAUGUCUGUGGAUAACAGUAGCGUUGGUUCUAGUGAUGCUCUUAUUGGCCAUCCCGGUUUGAAGCCUAUGCGCCAUCCCUACUCUCUCUCUGUUGGCCAAAGCGUAUUUCGCCCAGGGAAAGUUACUCAUGCACUUAACGAUGACGCCUUAGCACAAGCGUUGAUGGAUAGUAAGUAUCCAACCGAGGGACUGGCAAACUAUGAAGAGUGGACAAUAGAUCUGAGGAAACUUCAUAUGGGUCCUGCUUUUGCUCAAGGGGCUUUUGGAAAGUUAUACAGAGGGACUUACAACGGAGAAGAUGUAGCGAUUAAGCUACUCGAGAGGUCAGACAGCAACCCUGAAAAGGCACAAGCCCUCGAACAGCAGUUUCAGCAGGAAGUUUCUAUGCUUGCUUUUUUGAAGCAUCCCAACAUCGUUAGAUUUAUUGGUGCGUGCAUUAAACCGAUGGUGUGGUGCAUUGUGACUGAAUAUGCAAAAGGAGGUUCUGUCAGACAGUUUUUGACUAAGAGACAAAACCGAGCUGUGCCUUUGAAGUUAGCUGUUAUGCAGGCGUUGGAUGUUGCCAGGGGUAUGGCUUACGUCCAUGAGCGCAACUUUAUACACCGGGAUCUAAAGUCAGAUAACCUCCUCAUAUCAGCUGAUCGGUCAAUCAAGAUUGCUGAUUUUGGCGUUGCAAGAAUCGAAGUUCAAACCGAAGGGAUGACACCAGAGACUGGAACUUACAGAUGGAUGGCCCCAGAGAUGAUCCAGCACAGACCCUACACUCAAAAAGUGGACGUGUAUAGUUUUGGAAUCGUGCUGUGGGAGUUGAUUACAGGUCUGUUACCGUUCCAGAACAUGACGGCGGUUCAGGCUGCAUUUGCAGUGGUGAACCGAGGAGUCCGUCCAACGGUCCCAGCAGAUUGUCUUCCUGUGCUUGGCGAGAUCAUGACACGUUGCUGGGAUGCAGACCCUGAAGUCCGUCCUUGUUUUGCAGAGAUUGUCAAUCUUCUCGAGGCGGCGGAAACUGAGAUAAUGACGAAUGUGAGAAAAGCCCGUUUCAGAUGUUGCAUGACGCAACCAAUGACAAUCGACUAAUCUGUUGUGAAGAAAGAGAGAGGGGAAGAAGAGGAAUAAACAAAGAAGAGAACA